Molecule: messenger RNA, 2337 nt
Organism: Dentiscutata erythropus
Lineage: Eukaryota; Fungi; Glomeromycota; Glomeromycetes; Diversisporales; Gigasporaceae
Source: the annotation of a GenBank genome assembly
AUGUCUAAGGAGGAAUUUGUUGGAUCACGAUUUUUCACAGGUGGAUCAGACACCGAGACAGAGGAAGAAAUUAUUUCCUCGGAAGAAGACUUAAGUGAUGAAGGGAAUGCUGCCUCGGAUGAAAAUGAUUCUGAAGAUGAAGGAAAGCGGCAGGUCAGAUCUGCCAAAGAUAAAAGGUUGGAAGCACUUGAAGCAUGUAUAAAAGCAAUUGAGAAUGCGGAAAAAAUUAAUGACUGGGUCGUGAUUCAAAAUGAAUUUGACAAAUUAAAUAAGAUAAUAAGCAAGGAUCCUCUCAAAAUUCCGCGUUUAUAUAUCAAAACAAUUGCAUCACUUGAAGACUUCUUAAGUGAGGCUUUGCAAAAGGAAAAAGAGUCAAAGAAAAAAAUGAAUGCAAUACAAGCAAAAGCCUUAAAUUCGAUGAAACAAAAGAUCAAAAAGAAUAAUCGAUUAUAUGAAGAAGAUAUUGAAAAAUGGCGACAGAAUCCUGUUGAUGAGCCCACAGAUGAAAGUGGGUAUGAAGAAGAUGUAGUGAAACAUAAAUCUAGGAAACCCGCUGUUGAUGAUGAGGAGGAUGAUAUAUCAGCCUCUCAAGAUAAUGAUUUUAUUCCAGUAGGAGGCAAGAUUAUAGAAUAUACAUCUGAUAACUUGUUUAAAAAGUUGAAAGAAAUAAUGGAAGCGAGGGGAAAAAAGAAUACCGACCGCUUGGAGCAAAUCAAAGUUCUUCAAAAACUAUUGGAGGUUGCUGCAACACCGUAUCAAAAAAUUCGUGUAUUGAUUGCUUUAAUACCCGCUCAAUUCGAUUAUAAUCCCAGCAUGAGUAAUUAUAUGAAUGUUGAUAUGUGGAAAAGUACACAGAAAGAGAUCAAUCAACUUUUAACAAUUCUCGAAACUAAUCCUCAAUUUAUGAUUUAUGAAUUUAUGGAAGAGGAUAUUGAUGAUAAAGAACCAGUGAUUGAGCCUGAUCAAUUAUUUGGUAUACGUGGUUCAAUUGUUUCUUUCAUCGAUCGUCUAGAUGAUGAGUUCACAAAAUCAUUACAAAAUAUCGAUCCACAUACUACUGAUUAUGUGGAUAGAUUGAAAGAUGAAACAGACCUGUAUGACACUAUUGUAAGAGGUCAAAUGUAUUUUGAAAAGAAUGAAUUAAAUGAGAGUACAAGCCGAGUCGUUAUGAGAAGGUUAGAACAUUUAUAUUACAAGCCUGAUCAAGUAAUACAAACAGUAGAAAAUACGGUUCAACAGUUAUAUCCAGCAGGUCUUAAUUCAAAAAUAACUUCACAUACAACCGGCUUCGAUCCUACAGAUUUAAUUCACUCGCUUUGUGUUUACCUCUACAAGAAUGGAGAAUCUUUGCUACGUACACGUGCUAUGCUUUGCCAUAUUUAUCACCAUGCGUUACACAAUCGCUUUUAUGUUGCGAGGGAUAUGCUUUUGAUGUCACAUUUGCAAGAUAAUAUUCAUCAAAGCGAUGUAGGAACCCAAAUUUUGCAUAAUCGUACCAUGGUGCAAGUUGGGCUUUGUGCUUUCCGAGAAGGAAUGAUCAAAGAAGCUCAAAGUUGUUUACAAGAAAUUUGUGGGACUGGUCGUACGAAAGAAUUAUUGGCACAGGGUCUACAAUUGCAAAGAUAUACACAACUUCCAGCAGAACAAGAAAAAUUAGAUCGUCAACGUCAAUUACCAUUCCACAUGCAUAUUAAUUUGGAAUUACUAGAAUGUGCUUAUUUAACAUGCUCCAUGCUUUUAGAAAUACCCAGCAUGGCAGCUGCAGGAUCAAACCCUGAAGCACGUAAAAAAGUUAUUAGUAAACCUUUUAGAAGGAUGUUAGAUUAUAAUGAAAGACAAGUUUUUAGCGGACCCCCUGAAAAUACGCGGGAUCACAUUAUGGGCGCAGCAAAGGCACUUGCCGCAGGUGAAUGGAAAAAAUGUCAAGAACUUAUAGGAGCCAUUAAAAUUUGGGACUUGAUGCCAGAAACCCAAAAGAUAAAAGAAAUGCUGAAUAGGAAAAUUCAAGAAGAAGGCCUUCGCACAUAUCUGUUCACAUAUUCAGCAUAUUACGAAACGAUAGGACUUGAACAAUUAGCUACAAUGUUUUCUUUGCCUAUAAAUGCAGUCACCGCUAUAAUUUCAAAAAUGAUUUGGAAUGAAGAAUUGGUCGCAUCACUAGAUCAGGUCGAUAAUGUUGUCGUAUUACACCGAGUUGAACCAACAAAGGUUCAACAGUUGGCUUUAUCGUUUGCCGAAAAGGCAGCAUCUUUUGUAGAAGCAAAUGAAAGAACAUUGGAAUUGAAACAAGCAGCGGGACAAAAUCAAAGAGAUCAACAAAGGCAAAAAGGCAAGUAG